UCCGCCUGGGUACCAGUACCGGGAGGGCUACGGCGAGGCGAGUGGGUGGUGGCACAUCCACCUGCCGGGCGGCGGGUGGUGCGCGUCGCUGGACAAGUGCUUGGCGCGCUCCAAGUCCAAGCUCGGCUCCACGCGUGGCCUGCAGAACGGCAUGCCCACAGGGAGCCGCAGCAGCAGAAAGGCGAGCAACGACAACGGCGACCCCGAUGCUCCCCCGCGCGGCAUAACGAGUGCGGAUGCCGCCACGAACCCCACCUUUUACAACUGGCACCUCGUGCGCCCCGUCUACUGCGAUGGGGGGGGCUUCGCCGGGCGCGCGGGGUACAAGGCGGCGGGCAAUGGCAGCGAGGGCGUUCAUAUGGACGGCUGGCGAAUCAUCCACGCCAUUCUCGGCGACCUGCGCAAGAAUAGGGGCAUGACGGCACCAGCGCGCAUUCUGCUGUCGGGCAGCUCGGCGGGCGGGCAGGCGGUGGUGACGCUGUGCGACCUGCUGCCGCUGCUCUUCCCGCGCGCGCUCGUCAAGUGCAUCAUGGACGCUGGGCUGUUCCUGGAUGCGGAGGACCGCACAAAGCGGCGGGCGUUUGCAGGCAUGGUGAAGGCCACGGUGGCGCUGCACAACAUGCGAGUCAACUGGCGCUGCAGUCAAACCAUGUCCGCGGCCAACCAGUGGCGCUGCUUCUUCCCGCACCAAGCUUUACGCGUCGUGUCGUCCCCCGUGCUGGCGGUGAACUCGCUGUUUGACUACCGCGCGCUCAUGCUGGGCAACCAGCUGCCCGCCAACCAGGCCCGGGCCACGGCCUGCCUGCGCCAGAUCGCCCGCGAGGGCGGCACCGACUUGCUCAAGCUCGUCAACAGCCAGUCCUGGCGGCGGGACCGGUCGGCACUGGCGGAGAUUCAGGCAAGGGGGAUGUUGUUUCCUGGAGCAGGUGCAGCAGCAGCUGAAGCACCUAUGUGCGCGCCUGAGGAGCACAAGGCAGUGUUGAAUGUGGCGUGGCAGAUGGUUCAAUACACGGAUGCUGCUUCCCUGGAGCCCGGACCCACCAGCUUAAUUCCUUCCUACGGUAGCAUUAUAGCCACAUUUUGUGCGCAACAGCAGUACACCAGACACCAACAUUUAAGCUACCCGUCCCACGAGCUCAUGCUACUCCACUCGAACAGGCCGGUUUCUCUUGGGUGCUUCUGCUGCCUUGUUGCUUCUGCUCCCAUCCUCACCAUCUUCCCCCUUUCCUACCCCCGCCUCCUCUCCCCCAGCACCACUAUCAACAUCGUUGUCGACUGA
This is a messenger RNA of Closterium sp. Naga37s-1, 1279 nucleotides long. The record is from the annotation of a GenBank genome assembly. NCBI's taxonomy places the organism in Eukaryota, Viridiplantae, Streptophyta, Zygnematophyceae, Desmidiales, Closteriaceae.